This is a messenger RNA of Haliotis rubra (blacklip abalone), 3353 nucleotides long. RefSeq names its product BTB/POZ domain-containing protein 19-like. The record is from RefSeq and is a predicted model, not a curated record. Gene Ontology annotation, molecular function: protein binding. Lineage: Eukaryota; Metazoa; Mollusca; Gastropoda; Lepetellida; Haliotidae. The transcript is spliced from 7 exons. The coding region runs from base 80 to 964 and encodes 294 amino acids.
CAACAACAUAAACUAAGCUAGUCCGCUGAUUUUGAACUGACAACAGGUCAUUUAAAUACAUACUUUUGGAGGAGGAACAAUGGCAUCCAGCGAGAGAUGUAUGAAAGGAGACUUGUCAGAUUUUGCGGUACAGAUGAAAAAGUUGGUCAACUCCAAAGAACACAGUGAUCUAAAGUUCUUACUGGGGUCCAACAGGAAGACAGUGUAUGCACAUCGAUGUAUCCUGUCCUCCCGCUGUGCUGUCUUCAAGGCCAUGUUUGAGGAGCAAAACCAAAAUGCCAAGAAUUCUGGUGCUGACAAAGAUGUUCCGUUUGUGCUGUCAGACAUGUCUCCAGAGAUAUUCCUCACUAUGUUGGAGUUUAUAUACACCAAUUGUGUCCACCUAUCAUCCAAAAAUGCAAUAGACGUCCUGGCAACAGCUCUGGAAUAUGGACUUGAUGAUCUCAAGAAGUUGUGCUCCCAGUACUUGGUAGAAAACCUGACAGUGGGCAAUGCAUGUGACGUGUUGCAGGCUGCGGUCACAUACGGUCAAGACGACCUCAAGAACAAGACUGUAGAGUUCAUAGAGCAAAAUACAGUUAAUGUGUUCAAGUCGAAGGGUUUCCAGGAGAUUGGUGAGGAGGCAAUGUCGACGGUGCUGUGCAGCCACCUGCUUCAGAUGGACGAGAUGGACCUGUACAGAGCAGUCAAGGAGUGGGCCACUGUCAACUCUGUUGUGAUGGGGAAGCCAGUAGCUGACAUUGGUAAAGCUGUUGUUAAGUACAUCCGACUGCCUCUGCUGUCUCCUGAGGAACUCUCCACCUUGGAGACAGAGAACAAGAAGGAUGGAUUCAUUCCAGUUGACAGUUUUGCCCAAGCGUGGAGAUUCCAUGCCCUGAAGCACCCUGAGAAGGGCAACCUACUGACACAGAAGAGGCGGGGCACCAACGCUCGGGACUGUCACAAAUACCUCGAGUCUAAGUGAUGGCGCUGAGGGUUCAAUCUCCCACCAUGACCAGAAACUGCUGACACGCUGUGAUGUAGGAUUCUGUAAUCCUUGCCAUUUGAAAUAGUAUCACACAAUUAUUAGUAAGGCAAUUAUUGAUUAGCAAAAUGGUUGCAUGUGUGCUAAUACAUAUGAAGUGUAACCAAGCCAUUCCAGCUAUAAUAUUACUUCCAAUAAAAAAAAUGCCAAAAGUUCAUUUCAUGACCUAUACAGUUUGCUAACAAUGACUGCGGGCAGCAACAUUUAGCUGCGUGUGCAGCAAACAUAACUUGCUAGCACUAACCAAAAGAAAAAGAAUCAUGUUGAUAUUUUUUUACUCUCUAUUUGCCCAGUUAGGGUGCAUCCACUUUUAAAUAUAAUCCCUUGCAGUCACCUGUUUGACAGAUUCUGUUAGUAAUGGUGAUAUUUCAUUAUUUCAAGUGACGAGGAUUCACAAAGUGGCACUUGUAACCCAGGCCUUGUCAGGGAGGUUUUCAAUGUAUUUAUUAAGAAUUGUAAAUACAAUUAUCUAUACAUUUUACAUGAAACUUUGGAACAGAGCAUUUAUAAUUAUUUGUUCCAACUGAUUGCCACAGCAUUUCAUCUUAUUGAUUAUAUUGCCAAAAUGAAUUAUAGCCAGUUUUUCAUGUCCAUUGUGCACUGCUUUACCAAUCUGUACACAUCAGCUGCAGCUGGUGGUAUUGUGUUGAUGUUCAUAUCGACGGUUAAAAACCUGAUGGGAGUUUUACAGUUUAAUAACGUUAUUAUUAGUAAAUCACAUGAUAUAUUUAUUGAUUGUGUUUAGCCGUCUGAUAUUCAACAGAAUUCAUUUCCUAUCAGAAACUGUGCCAAAAGUUUCUAUAAAGUCAUCGGUAUUACAGUAUUUCUGUGCUGUCCUAUUUCGUAGGAUGAUUUAGUUUGAGUACCUACUGUACAGCCAGUAUGAAGGACAAGAAUAUGUGUAAUGUGUGAAUAAGACAAUUACAGCAAAUACCUGAUUGGUAAUGUGACGCUGCUGUUGUUUGUACCAAGACACCACCAGGUAAGCAGUUGGUUGAACAUGCCUGUGUAUUUCACAAUGAAUGUCCAACAGUUUGCCACAGUGGAUGUAUUUACCAUUUAGAGUAAGAGAUUCAAUUAGCAGUUGUUUCCUCUGAGUAUGUCUUGUAGUAACCAUUUGAUAGACGUACAUAAUAGGAAGGAACUGUGUCAUGUCUUCAUUUCUUUGGCAGUAUCAUUUAAACUUCAUGACAUGAUUUCAUCAGCUAUCAGCUCAUAAUGCUAUAUUUCAACUGUCUCUGAGGGUCAGUGUCUAGUUAACCUACAAUCAUGCACUUUGAUACUGCUCGCAGGAGAGGAAGCCUUUCUGUCACCACUAUGAUGUUUGUUGCUGGGAAUGAUGUUGUGAUGAGAUGUCUUGUUACAUUGUGAGAGAUAUACAAUAUUUCUGAGGAUAGUCAAGACUGAGUAUUGUGGUGCACUGACGUCCUAUUUAGUUCUCCCUGUUACCCAGUUUCUGCCCCUACUUUACUCAACUAUUGUAGCACUGUGGGGAGAGGGAGAGGAAGGGCAGUUGGAUCUAUUACAAGUGUGGAUGGGGCAGAGGCUUCAGAUGCACCACCAUUGGGAAAAAUAAUGACCCUCUCCAAAUGCUUGUCACAUUGGGAUGACCCUCCCUAUGUCCUUGUAUAUAUUCUCAUGACACUCCCCGAAGAGACAAACUGCAAAUGAACUUUGUAUUUUAUUAUUAAAUGUGUGUGAGUUUUUCUUGACCCUGCCCAAAUAUGUGUAUUAUUUAUCAUGACCCUCCCCUAGGGUCUGUCAUAUGUUUAUCCUCCCUUAAAAAAGAUGAAGGUUUUAUACUGCACAACGUUAUUGCUCCUUAAGCUGGGGUAGGGGUAGUACAGUAGGUGUUGUUAUUUGUUUGUAGAAUGGCAGUUUAGGGUUCACUUCCCAGAUCUGCCUGUCCUUCAGGUGCAUUUGCCAUGCACUUGUUUUCACCAAAGAAGAUAACAUAACAGACAUAAGUCACUGUGGGCUCCAAGAACAUACUGAAGGCCAGAUACAACCGAUGUACAUGUUGACAUUUAACCCAACUCACUCACUCACUCUGUAACUAAGACUAGUUAAGUCAUGCAACACGAAGGAGAAAGUGAGUCAGAUGUUGAGUGUAACACCUGGACAUUAAUUGGGGCUUUGUUUACACAGUAAACAUUGUUUGUGAUGUUUUUAUUCCAGAUUAAACCUGCCGUGGAGUGAUUGUGCUGACAAAAAGUUAUAAAGAUUUCAAUUUCACUUUUGUGAAUUUUUCUGAUUCACAGGAAUAUGAGACUGUUUAUCUCUCACUGUGUGUGAAUUAUAUUUUGUAUUAAAACUGAUGUACAUGUUA